AUGUCUGCUUCGAUUACCACAGACGUUAGCAACUAUGAGGCUAAGGGAUUUGGCGAUUCAAGCCAUACGAUGAAAGCCUUGACCUGGCAGGGGAAGAAUUCGGUCAAAGUUGUGGAGACGGCUCGCCCGAAGAUCAUCGAUGAAGGGGAUGUCAUACUAAAGGUGACGGGCAGCACCAUCUGUGGGAGUGACUUACACCUGUACCACGGGGCCAUUCCAGAUCUGGAGAAAGGUGAUAUUCUUGGCCACGAAUUUUGUGGUAUUAUCGAAAGUAUCGGGCCAGGAGUCAAGACGUGUAAAGUGGGCGACCGCGCUGUGGCGUCCUUCCAAAUUGCUUGUGGGAAGUGUUAUUACUGCCAGAAGAAGUUAUCCUCGAUGUGUGAGCGGACUAAUCUGAGCGAGGAUGCCAAUAAAUUGUAUGGGCGUCGCACAGCCGGCAUGUUUGGAUACUCUCACUUCACUGGAGGCUUUGCCGGUGGGCAGGCGGAAUAUGUUCGCGUCCCUUACGGUGACGUGAACCUCCUUCAUCUGCCUGAUGACGUCCCCGAUGAAAAAGGGCUCUAUCUGUCCGAUGUGUUGGGAACAUCUUGGAAUGCUGUUGUCGACACUGGAGUUGAGGACGGUGACACUGUGGCAAUCUGGGGAGCCGGCCCGGUGGGUCAAAUGGCAGCUGAAUUCAGCUUCUUGAAUGGUGCUAAAAGGGUUAUUCUCAUUGACGGUGGCCCUGGGACAUGGCGACUGAACUUCGUUAAGAAGAUUUUACCCAAGCUAGAGACAAUUGAGUAUACCAACCUCCCACAGGGCGAAUCUGUGGCCUCGACGCUGAAGAAAAUGUGCGACGGGCGCGGACCUGACGUGGCGAUUGAAUGCGCUGCUGGAGAGUAUACCAAAGGAUGGGUUCAUUACUUUGAGAGGCUGCUAGGUAUGGAAACGGAUACGUCUGAGCUCGUCAACGAGAUGAUUACCUCUGUCCGUGGGUACGGGCGCUGUGGUAUCACGGGCGUAUAUGCUGGUUUCUGUAAUCACUUCAACAUCGGUUCCUUGAUGGAGACAGGAAUCAGUCUUCAUGGCAAUGGGCAAGCCCCUGUCCAAAAAUAUUGGAAGGACCUCUUGAAGUAUAUUCAGGAAGAUAAGAUCAAACCUCUGCAUAUGGUCACCCACCGGUUCAAGCUCGAAGACAUGGAGACCAUCUAUGAUUUAUUCAAUAAGCGUGACCCAGGUAUGCAGAAGAUUUUCGUUCAAACAAAGUUCUCCUCGCCCCCAGCACCAGGAGCGCCCGCGUUAACAGAACUCUGA
This is a messenger RNA of Penicillium longicatenatum, 1296 nucleotides long. Its product is annotated as zinc-dependent alcohol dehydrogenase. The transcript has 5 exons. Gene Ontology annotation, molecular function: zinc ion binding; oxidoreductase activity. Bases 1 to 1296 code for a protein of 431 amino acids. The record is from RefSeq and is a predicted model, not a curated record. NCBI's taxonomy places the organism in Eukaryota, Fungi, Ascomycota, Eurotiomycetes, Eurotiales, Aspergillaceae.